Messenger RNA from Scomber japonicus (chub mackerel), 2998 nucleotides. It is a transcript of the gene rbm19, whose product is annotated as RNA binding motif protein 19. Lineage: Eukaryota; Metazoa; Chordata; Actinopteri; Scombriformes; Scombridae. The record is from RefSeq and is a predicted model, not a curated record. Gene Ontology annotation, molecular function: RNA binding. The transcript is spliced from 24 exons. Bases 85 to 2844 code for a protein of 919 amino acids.
CUAGAGGAGAGUCCACGCUCGUUUGUUGACAAUUAUCUUAAAAAACAAUUUUAUACCACACUUGAGGAUUUGCAGCCACUAACAAUGUCGAGACUCAUCGUUAAAAACCUCCCAAAUGGGAUGAAGGAGGAGAGGUUCAAAGCCAUGUUUGUGGCAUUUGGCACCGUGACAGACUGCUCCCUGAAGUUCACCAAAGAUGGAAAGUUCCGUAAGUUUGGUUUUGUCGGCUUCAAAACCGAAGAAGAUGCGAACAAAGCUUUGAUACACUUCAACAAGAGCUUCGUGGAUACAUCCAGAGUGACGGUGGAGAUGUGUAAGGCCUUUGGAGACCCCACUAAAGCUAAAUCCUGGAGCAAACACAGUCAGAGCUCCGGUCCGGACAAACCCAAAUCUGCUCCCACUGACACUGACAGCAAGAAGAAAAAGAAACAGAACAAGGAGACCAGCAGCGCACUGGGAAAUCUGGAGGAGGACGAUGGAUUCAAGGAGUUUCUGUCAGUGCAUCAGAAUCGUAGCCAAGCACCAACGUGGGCGAACGACACGAUGCAGCAGCCAGCCGACCCUGACAGAAGCUCAAAGACUCAGAGCAAGAAGAAGCCGGCUUCAGACGAUUACCUCAACUUUGAUUCCGAUCAGUCAGAUGAAGAUGAAGAAGCGGAGGAAGAGGAAUAUGAUGAAGAUGAAGGUGCCACUAAAGAAGCACUGAAGUCUGGCUUAUCAGAUAUGGAGUACCUGCGCUCAAAGGUGGCACAGACUGAGGGCACCAUGAAGGAUGAAGGUGAGGGGGUCGUACAGCAUGUAGACAGCGCCUAUGAGAGUGGAGACAGAGAAAACAUCAGCAAGACAAAAACUUCAGGCUCCUCUGAAGAUAAGAAGCAGGGCAAAGAGAAGAAAACUGCCAAGCAAGAGACCGAGCCGACAACGGAGUUCACCGUGAAGCUGAGAGGAGCCCCGUUCAAUGUGAAAGAGCAACAAAUUAAAGAAUUCAUGACUCCGCUGAAGCCUGCAGCCAUCAGGAUUGGGAAAAAUGAAAGCGGCAACAGAACAGGCUAUGUAUAUGUGGACCUUCACUCUGAAGAACAGGUGGAAAAGGCUUUAAAGAAGAAUAAAGACUAUAUAGGGGGGCGCUACAUUGAGGUCUUCCGCGUUGAUUCCUUCAGGGAUAAGAACAAGAGGGACAGUAAGGCCAAAGAAAUUGACAGAAACUUCAACAGGACGCUGAAGGAGGAUGAGGAGGAGGAAGAUGUCGCAGAGUCAGGGCGACUCUUCAUCAGAAACCUUCCUUACACAUGCACUGAAGAAGAGAUUAAAGAUUUAUUUUCUAAAUAUGGUCCUUUAUCUGAGGUGCUCUUCCCCAUUGACAAUCUAACCAAGAAACCGAAAGGAUUCGCUUUCGUAAUGUACAUGAUUCCAGAAAAUGCUGUGACAGCUCUUGCUCAGUUGGACGGACAUAUAUUUCAGGGCAGGAUGCUUCACUUGCUUCCCUCCACAGUAAAGAAGGAAAAGGCUGAAUCUUCAGAUGCUGGCGGUCCUGGCUCUUCGUCUUACAAGCGGCAAAAAGAUGCUAAAAAUAAAGCUUCAAGUUCCAGCUCACACAACUGGAACAGCCUGUUUCUGGGCACGAGUGCAGUAGCAGAUGCCAUUGCUGAAAAAUACAACACGACAAAAAGCCAAGUCCUGGACCACGAGUCAAAGGGGAGUGUUGCAGUGAGGAUGGCUCUGGGAGAGACCCAGAUUGUCCAGGAGACUCGACAGUUCCUACUGGACAAUGGUGUGAGUCUGGAUUCCUUCAGUCAGGCAGCAGCAGGCAGGAGUACAACUGUGAUCUUGGUGAAGAACCUUCCGGCAGGAGUGACAGCAUCAGAUCUGGAAGAGCUCUUCUCCCCUCAUGGCUCUUUGGGCCGAGUGCUGCUGCCGCCCUCAGGACUCACCGCCAUCGUCGAGUUCCUGGAGCCGACUGAAGCAAAACGAGCCUUCACUAGACUGGCUUACAGCAAGUUCCAACAUGUCCCGUUGUAUUUGGAGUGGGCACCUGUGGGGGUGUUUGUGGCAGCCAAACCAGAAGCAGUAUUAGACAAAGAGGAGGCGAUGAAAGAAGAAAAGAAGAAAGAGGAGGAAGAAGAAGAAGAAGAAGAGGAGGAGGAGGAAGAAUGUGCUCCUGGUUCUACACUUUUCAUUAAGAACCUUAAUUUCAGUACAGCAGAGGACAAACUACAGGAGACAUUCUCCAAAUGUGGCAAAGUCAAAUCCUGCACCAUCUCCAAGAAGAAAGAUAAAACAGGCAGGCUGUUGUCCAUGGGCUACGGUUUUGUCCAGUAUCAGACAGCAGAGGCAGCACAGAAGGCUCUGAGGCAGCUACAGCACUGUACUGUGGACGAUCAUCAGCUGGAACUGAAGAUCUCAGAGAAAGCCACAAGGGCCACUGAGGUGUCGCGCAAGAAGAAGCAAGCUGAGAAGAAGCAGACGGGAUCCAAGAUCCUUGUACGCAACGUCCCCUUCCAGGCCACCGUCAGGGAAAUACGAGAACUCUUCUGUACAUUUGGAGAGCUGAAGACAGUCCGUCUUCCAAAGAAAGCAGCUGGUACAGGGAACCACAGAGGUUUUGGCUUUAUUGACUUCCUUACGAAACAGGACGCUAAGAAAGCAUUUGCUGCACUCUGCCACAGCACCCACUUGUACGGCAGACGCCUUGUGCUGGAGUGGGCUGAUGCUGAGGACACGGUGGAGACACUGAGACGGAAAACAGCGGAACAUUUUCACGUGGUUGAAAAAAAGAAACGGAAAGCAGAAGUGUUGGAGGGGAUUAUGGAGAAGAUGGAGACUGGAGGGGAUGCGGAAGACUGACAUCCCUGAAUGCUGUCAUUACCGUGGAGACAACACCAUGACCUGUGUGGUGUGAAAGUUAAAGACAUUUUGGAUUAUAGAUGUUUUGUAUUGAAUGAUACAAGAUGGACCUGACGUCAGUUUUUAUAUAAAACUUUUAUUUCAUGAUUUUAAA